Messenger RNA from Adineta ricciae, 1521 nucleotides. Lineage: Eukaryota; Metazoa; Rotifera; Eurotatoria; Adinetida; Adinetidae. The record is from the annotation of a GenBank genome assembly.
AUGUCGAACAAACGACCUUUGUCACCUGAACCGACAAAUAUACUUUCCAAUAACGAAAAUAUACGAUCGUUGAAACGUUUAAAACUUCAUUCAAUCAUACAAGAACUACGAAAUGAAGAAGCGAAUUUAGUUCUAUUGAAAAAAUUGCGUUCAUGUCAACAAUCAGCAAAUCGAACAAAUAAUAAUAACACUAAUAAUACCAAUGCGAUCACUGCUCCUGUUACAACCAAUGGCUUUUAUUCAGCAGCAGCGGCAGCACGUGUUCCAACUAAUAAACCCUCGACACCUGUUAUUUCUUCAUCAGCAAAUUCUUCACUCUCGCGUUCGUCUCUUCCUCAGCCAUUAUCAUCGGCAACACGUAAACCUGGCAAUAUAGUCAAUGCUCCAUUACCAACAAAAAUACCUACACCUCUGCCAACUAAACCUUCAUCAGCAAUUCAACCACUUGAAGAACGUAAAACACAAGCGAAAAAAGCUUUACGUAAUCAACUUGAACGUGACCUAUUGAACAUUCCAUCGCCGAAACCAUUAAUCCAAGAUGUUCUAUUUAUUCCAAAUCCUACUAGUCUUGAGUUUCUACCAUACAUGGGCCUCGAAGACGUUGUACAAUGUUUAUCAGAGUUACAAACCGAUCGUCAACGUCUUCCACAACGCUUUACCGAUCGAGCACAAGUUGAUGAACCAAAUAUAUGUGAACAUUGUGGAACAGAUAACACAAUACGUUGGUGGAAACAUUUAAAUAAUAAUCAACAGAUUAAUAUCUUAUGCGAUCGCUGUAAGAAACAGGUUACACGACGAACAGCCAAAUCUGAACAUUCAGCUCUCUUGAAGAGCGUUUUCGUGUCAGCCAUGGAACAAGAGAAAGAAAUUGACAAAACCUUUCAAGCGCUUAUUAAACAGCAACAAAAGACUGCGCCUCGUUCGGUAACACCGUCUUCGACGAGUUCGUCACCUUCAGCAACAGCAAAACUAGUAACUAAUAAUCGUCCAGUCCCACCAGUCAUCACAUCUAAUCAUACUCAAAGUAAUAACAACCAUCAUAAUCAUCAUCACCACAACAACAAUCAUCAGCAGCAUCAUCAACAUCAGAAACCGAAAAUAAAAACACCGAUACCUCAUCAAGCACAAAAUUUCGCAACGAAACUUUCUCAACAACCAAAGUUGCCAAUAAAUGCAGCACGAAAAUCCAGUUCUAUCAUUCCACCACAAAUGAACGCAACAAAUAAUAUACGUUCGCUCCCACAGACUAAACCACCUAUGCCAACUCAUCAACAGUAUCGUCCAUCAGGUGCUCUACUUCAACAGCAGCAGCAACAACAACAAACACAGAAAAUAAAUCAGAUGAUCAAAGCGCCUAAGACUGCAGUGCGGCAAACACCUGUUGCUUCUUCUCGUCCAAUAUUUCCACCGGCAGGUGGAAUCAUUCCACCGUCAACAAUGCAUCCUUCACUGUCGUCAUCAGCGAACGCUCGACCUACGGCCACCAAACGACGAACACUUCCUUCAGUUAAUAUCAAAUAA